UUUAGGGUCCAAGCUUACAUCACAUUCAAAUUUUUUGGGCAUACCUUUAGUAAGUGCCGGAGUGAGAAAAGGUUUUAAAAUAAUUAGCGCAUGCUUACUUUUACUGCAUACCUUUGGUAAGCACAGGAGUGAGAAGAGGUUUUUAAAUAAUUAGCGCCCGGGCGGCAAUUCAAGGAAAAACAGGUGGUCCAAAACAACAAAUGUAUCAAAACAUAGUCGAUACCAUCCCAUCCAUCCAUUCCUACCGCUUAUUCCUAUUGGGGUCGCUGGUCCUUAUCUAAGCUACAAUCGGGCAAGGCGGCGUACACCCUGGACAAGUCGCCAUCUCAUCACAGGGCCACAUAGUCGAUACUACCUAAAUAAUCCUAAUAAGGACCGAAAAUCCAAACAAACCUUUUUUCUUUUUAGGGAUUUUCUUACAUCAUUUUCACCUGCAAAAGUAUCGUCACUCGAUUUGUUAUGCCUACUUGAGUCCACGCGAGUCUAUGCACGACAGGGAACGUGUGCCAAACAAAGGUUCCCAAUUUACAAUUGGCAUGACAUGUAAAUGGCAUUAUACGGGUAUUAUUAUUAAGGAAUCAAAUAAGUAUACAUGUUUAUCAUCAUGUAUAUAUGAUUGAGGUGUUAUCUAUAGUUUUUUUCCAACAGGACGCCAGCUCUUCUUGGGUCAAUGUUGAUGCCGAACACAUUAAUCUGUUACACCAGAUGGAAGUUGACACGCAUGCGUGGUUUCGUCGCAUGGGCAGGCAGAAGUUUAACAUGUGCACAAGAAGGAAAAAAGAAUAAUAAUAUGUAAGCCUUCGUUCGUGUUUUUGUAAGCAGUGUUUUGCCUUCGUCGUCAUAGAGAAAUAGUAUCAUUGUGUCUUAGUUUAUUGACGAAGAAAAGCUAGCAUAGCCGUGUGUUUGCUAUCUACCUUCCCACUAAACUAGCGUUUAUAAGUACGGACAUGGUCGUCAUGUCGAAGGCGAAAGAGAAGAAAAAGCAUGCUGCCUCCGAGAAACAAAAGCAACCUGCCGGGAAACGUAAAACCGUUAAGAAGAAAAAUAUGUUCUGGAAACAAAGUAAGUCAAUACAGAAAGCUAAGGUCGAAAACCCUCCCACGAAAAUUCUACUUACAAAACCUCCAAAGGAUGGGCAGCUCUUUUCUGCCAACUGGAAAGUAUUACAAGAGACUUUAAAGUCGAGUGAGACGAAAACAAACCCGCCCAAAACCUCAAAAGACCACAAUGGUCCUCUGCAAGAAAAGAAAGAAAAGACAUCUAAAAACAUUUUGCCAAGUAAGACAGAUUCAGGAAAAUCUGUGAAACACAAAACUGUUGACUCUCCGGUGAAUAUCCCUGCCGCGUCCGAGACGAAACAGCCGCCUGCUUCUAAAAGGAAAAAUAAAGCAAAUGGCAUUCCAAAUCUCAAGAAGCCAAAACUCGAGGUCAAAGAGAUCAAACCUACAGCAGAAGACAUUUGGUUCGAUGAUGUGGACCCUGACGACUUAGAGGCGACGGUUGGGCAGGAAGCGGCAGACAUCAUGAGGAAAAAGAUGGGCGUGCAGAAAAAUCCGGACACAGACGCCGCUCUGGUGAAGACGAAAGCUUUUGAAGGUCUCACAAAAGCCAUCGCUAUAGACUGUGAGAUGGUGGGAGUUGGUCCGGACGGCGAGGACAGCAUGUUAGCACGCGUUUCUAUUGUCAACCAGUUUGGGAAGUGUCUGUAUGACAAAUACGUGAAGCCCACCGAGGAGGUGACGGACUACAGAACGGCCUACAGUGGCAUCCGGCCAAAGGACAUCAGAGAUGGAGAGGACAUAGCAACUGUGCAGAAGGAAGUUGCCGAGAUAUUAAAGGGAAGAAUAUUGGUGGGACACGCGCUGCACAAUGACUUAAAGAUUUUGCUUCUUGAUCACCCAAAAAAGAAAACCCGUGACACUCAGAAGUAUAAACCCUUCAGGAAGACCGUCAGGAGUAAGUGCCCCGCGUUGAGGGUACUUUGCAAGAGAAUACUCAAUGUCAAGGUUCAGCAGGGUGAACAUUCCUCUGUCCAGGAUGCCCAGGCCACCAUGAGGCUGUACACGCUGGUGAAGAAGCACUGGGAGGCCGAAAUAAAAAAUAGUAAAAAGACGGACAAGAAGCACACACGCAAGCAGAGGCUGCCCAGUUGCAAGCGUACCAAUGCAGACUCCUCCUCCUCCCUCCGCUUUUCUCUCAUCUUCUCCCGCCUCCCUCCCUCCCUCCUCCUCCUCCUCCUCCCCCCCCGGUCCUCUAUGCUCAGUUCGGUGUGUGUAUCCUCUUUCAAAGGGCGCAAGGGUGGGAACAAGUCGUCCAACAAAGCAUGUUACAGCGCAGACAUGACUUGUCCGUCGGAAAGCGAGAAGAUCGUGAUAAACUGCGGCGGCGUGCGCCAUGAGACGUACCGCAGCACCCUGAAGACGUUGCCGGGGACGCGCCUGUCGUGGCUGACCGAGCCGGACGCCUUCAGCAACUUCGACUACGACCCCAAACUGGACGAGUUCUUCUUCGACCGCCACCCGUCCGUCUUCUCCUUCAUCCUCAACUACUACCGCACGGGCAAGCUGCACUGUCCCAACGACGUGUGCGGGCCCUUGUUCGAGGAGGAGCUCGCCUUCUGGGGCAUCGACGAGACGGACGUGGAGGCGUGCUGCUGGAUGAACUACCGCCAGCAUCGGGACGCCGAGGAGGCGCUGGACAGCUUCGAGACGCCCGAGCCGGACGCCCCGGACGACGACCCGGCGCUGCAGGGGGGCGCCGACGGGGACCUGAAGAGACUCUGCAUGCAGGAGGACGCGCGCAGGGCGGGAUGGUGGAAAACCUGGCAGCCCAAAAUCUGGGCGCUCUUCGAGGACCCCUACUCGUCCAAAUACGCCCGGUAUGUGGCGUUUGGCUCCCUAUUCUUCAUCCUCAUCUCCAUCUCCACUUUCUGCAUGGAAACGCAUGAGGCCUUCAACACCAUCCUCAACAAGACGGAGAACUCCACGGUGGGCAACGUGACGCGCGAGGAGAUCGUCUACGAGGUGGUGACCGACAGCUGGCUGACGUACGUGGAGGGCGUCUGCGUCAUCUGGUUCACCAUCGAGGUCCUCCUACGAGUCAUCUUCUGCCCCGACAAGCUGGAGUUCUUCAAAAGCUCCCUCAACAUCAUCGACUUUGUGGCCAUUCUGCCCUUCUACCUGGAGGUGGGCUUGAGCGGUCUGUCCUCCAAAGCUGCCAAGGACGUCCUGGGGUUCCUCCGGGUCGUGCGAUUUGUCCGCAUCCUUCGAAUCUUCAAGCUCACCCGCCACUUUGUGGGGCUGCGAGUGCUCGGCCACACCCUUCGCGCUAGCACCAAUGAAUUCCUCCUGCUCAUCAUCUUCUUAGCCCUCGGCGUCCUCAUCUUCGCCACUAUGAUCUACUACGCCGAGAGAAUCGGCGCCGACCCGGACGACCCGACAGCGAGCGCUCACACCAACUUCAAGAAUAUUCCCAUCGGCUUCUGGUGGGCCGUGGUGACCAUGACCACGUUGGGCUACGGAGAUAUGUACCCGGAAACGUGGUCGGGGAUGUUGGUGGGUGCUCUGUGUGCCUUGGCCGGCGUGCUGACCAUCGCCAUGCCCGUUCCCGUCAUUGUCAACAACUUCGGCAUGUACUACUCUCUGGCAAUGGCCAAACAAAAGCUGCCCAAAAAGAAGAACAAACACAUUCCAAGAGCACCUCAGCCAGGGUCUCCCAACUACUGCAAGCCGGACGCCCUUGCCAUGGCUACCGCAUCCCCGCAAAGGCUCCUGGGGAAUGUCCUUGGUGGAGUGAUGGGGUCUGGAGGCCUUGGGGGUGACUGUCCUCUUGCCCAGGAAGAAAUUAUAGAGAUCAACAGAGACUCCAAGCAGAACGGCGAUGCAGCCUCGGCCGCCUUGGCCAACGAAGACUGCCCCACCAUCGACCAGGUGCUCAGCCCGGACGAGAGGAGCCCCAUCGGGCGAGGUCCCACCCGGGAACGCUACCAGCAGGACCGCGCCUGCUUCCUGCUUAACACCAGGGAAUUCCGAGCCACAGACGGGAACGUGCGGAAAGAGGCAGCAGCCCUGGCACCCAGCCCAGACUCCCCUCUGACUGAGGAUUGGUAUAAGAUGGAAGGGUCUCUGUUACAGCAGGACCUCAAUGCAAACUCCACCUCCUCCUGGAUCAAACCGUAGACCAGAGUGUUAAGUUUCUAGCGUUCGCCUUUUCUCUCUAACGAGGAGUCAGUAAGCGGUAAACACAUAUUUGCGGCGGGAGCCACAUAAAAGCGGCGAGCGAGAUGUGGAUGGACAUUUUUUUUAAAAAGGAGACCUUUUUUGGGGGCCACACGAGAGAAAGGGAAAGAGCGGCCACAAGUUAAUGAUGAAUUCCGGAAAAUUCACACGGUCCGCUCGUUACCAAAGUAGCCUCCCGGAACUCCCAACGACCACCAUUUUUUCUUCUUCUUUUUGGGCCAAUUGACUGAGCAUUGCACUGACACACUUUGGGAGCGGGGAAAGAAAACAAAAAAAGACUCCUGCGGACACAUUCCAAAUGACAUCGCUCCCGAUAACAUCAAGCGGCCAUCUUGUUCCAUGGCCCAGGUCUAUCAACUGAGCAACAACAUUGGGGGGGAAAAAAACAAAACACUUGUCUUCACAAGGGACUGAAUGAACAAUGUAGCAUCUCUGCUAACACACCGUAGCAUUCGUUGGCUGAGAAACGACUGGACUUGAUGACUUAAGGGAUUUAUGCAGUUCAGAUGUCAUUCCCUCUUGAGAUCCUUUCCAGUGAAGACACACGAGCGAGUACAUGAGAGACGAAGCACCGGUCUUCACCUUUAAAAACACUUCCGGAGGAGAAUAAGACGGCUAUCACGAUCAAGAAACUUUUGUCUUCCAUUUACUUCUAAAGAACACGAGUAAAAGCUACUACGACGAAACGAAACCCACGUAGCAUCACACGCUAAACCAAGACUUCCUUUUUCUCUCAUGUACUAAACAAAGGGGGCGGGGGGAUACCUGCCAAAUGACCUUCUGUGAUAUAAUGUUGAUUAGCAAAAAUGAGUCCACUCGGGGUCCAUGGUCUUCUAAAACAAUCUUUAAUCCUUUUAACUGCCACUUGCAUCCAUUCCCCAUUCAAGUGAAAUUAGAGCUAUUGCGGCCCGAGCCAAACAUAGACUGAGGGAGACAGGGGCAGACUGUUGGCCAAACAAUUCUGCUUGAAUUACGAUAAAAAAGGGAGGAUGAACGCUCCUCCCCUCCACGCCCUAUGCCACUUUUUUAACCCGCAUAUAACUGCCCAUUCGCUGGGACCAAUCAGAGAACACCCUUGCUACAAACAAAGGCCUACACUGCCAUCAAGGCACAAGAACCCCCCCCCAAGCCCCAAUGAGUACUGCCCAAAAAAUCCUUCUGCGGUACAUCUCGCUGCCAACGGGUUGCUUCACUGGUGAGGCGAUGUCAAGAUGAGGAGGGCCCUCAAGAAGCAGAAGCGGACCAAGUAGAGAGAGCAAGUGUACAAAAAAAAAAGAACAAAUCUAUAUUUUGAUACAAACAUAUAUAUGGCAUUGGAAUUGGAAGCUGGUCCAAGAUGGGAAGGAGGUGGAAAGCAAAGGACAGGGGAAAUGAAAUUUCUGAAAUCUGAUGCAAAAUGAAACAAACAAACAAAAAAAAAUUGCCAUGAAAAACCGAGAUCACGUGACACGAGGUGGCUAACUUACUGAAAGUCGGCACGUGUGCACUGACUGAGCAAAGACGGACUCAUGCAUCUAGGAGGAUAGAUGGACGCUGAGGUAAAGGAAGGAGGGUCGGCCGCCUGCGGGGGUAGGGGGGGUGAUUGGGAAGAUGAUGCAUUUUUGUAACUUUGUUUACCAGCAUGACUACUUUGCAUGACUGUCUUUUCUGCAAGCCCUUAGUUGAAGACAAGGGUGCUAGAGAUACAAAAAAAACCUAUAUAUAAAAUGAACUUCAAAAAAAAAAAAAAAAUGUUAUAUGCAAUUCAUGUUUUGAACGACAACAAAGAAAAAAAGAUUCUAAUGAAAGAGAAGAUAUAUUUUGUUUUGAAAAGGUAAAAAAAAAAAAUGUGAAUAUUGAAACGUAUGUUUGCAACGUACACCCUGAACUAUGUUUUUUGUUCGAUGAAAUCUCUCUGCUCCUACUGCCCGACUUUCCUCAUUCCAGGGUUUGCAUCCGCGCCAACAUAGUUUGACUUAAAAAAAAAUGCAACCGAGCGGUAUAUAUUUUCCUAUCAUCUCAUCGACCGUCGUCAUCACGUAGUUGGCCGAUUCAGUCGUGUUAGCUUGCGCCGCCAAGUCGGAAACCGUUUGCACAACGACCGUAGCAGCAGCAACUCGAGAACAAACACGCUCACUGUACUUUGCUUGAUUAACACUAAUUGUUUACGUUAUCAUUUAUUUCUUUUUUUUCGGCAAUAAUACAAGACGAGGAAAUAAUGACUGUAGCGAGGCAAACUGGACAGAGUUGCUUUUGGAGAGAGUCUUGGGUCAGUUCUGUUCCUUUGGCCUUCAAGUCCUUUAAGAUUGACGUGGCUUAUAUACAGUGGAACCUGAAAAGACAAACAUAAUCCAGACGCCAAAACAAAGAGGACCUUGUGCAAAUUUAAGUAAUCGGCCGUCAUAAAACUUAACGGUUUUGUUGGUCAUUUGUCUCAAAGGUUCUACAAUAGUGUGUUACUUCUGUGAGCAUUACUGGGAACACACCGUUUUGUGUGUGUAACUUUAAUGUGUUAGAUUCCGGUGGUAACCCUGAAUUGAUUACCAUGGUUACCAUGAAUUGAUUAAUGUGGACCCCGACCUAAACAAGUUGAAAAACUAUCUUGAAGAGGUUCAUUUAGCCUACUGACGUGUAUUUAUAAAUGGUUGAUUUAUAAGGUACAACACUUUACCUUACUAGCCUAUAUAAAUCGACCAUUUAUAAGUAAGUUGAAAAACUUUUUCAGGUGUUACGAUUUAGUGGUCAAUUGUACGGAAUAUGUACUGUACUAUACAAUCUACUAAAAAAAGUUUCAGUCAAUCAAUCAAUCAAUCAAUCAAAAAACCCACAAGUUCUUCCCAGAACUUGCCAAUCAGAUGCAGCUCUCCGUUCACAGGGUCCCGUCCUCUCGGCGCUGUCGGUCUGAUCCGGCCUGCUCCACCGACAAGGCUCUACUCAGCUGGAUGGCCAGGCAAUUCGCCUAGCUCUAAAUACCCUUUGGUUCAGCGUCGGUCCCGCUUUCUUCUAUGGUCGACUCGGCUGAGAAGCCUAUCUCGUAAGGUCGAGUCAAACCCCAAACCCCGCUGUUUUCGAUAGGUUGCCUCUAAUGAAUCUUGGCUCUUGUUACUGACUCGGUUGAAUUUGAAUGAGCUGUGUUUGUCCACACCUGUUUGACAGUGUGUUUCUCCAAGAGGCGCUUUUGUGCACUUUAUUCACUUUUUACGAUUAUACGCUGUAACUCUCCAUUGUCCAAUGUAAUAACGAUGUACCCUAAAUGAUGAAAAACCAUCGGAGACUAGCAGAGCUAUGUGAGCGAACCUUACAGUCACAUUUUCAAGUGACUGUUAGCAACUGGUAUUUAUUAAACCACCGCCUGCUAACCUAAGCUACCAUUAGUGGUUCGAAAAAACAUAUUUUUUUAAAAGAUGUCUAUUUUUCACUAUUACUCCUUAUAUUGACUAAAAAUUGUUUGUCGACCCAAGGAAAAAGAGGUGACUCAAUCCGGGAGAAGCAACUAACAAUUUGGAGCUAUGUCGUUACGAUAGACUUUACGUUCAAUGAUAGCUAACGUUAGUAGCUAAACUUUGCCGAAUCGCUAUCUUUAGCUGACAACAAACAUAACUAAAUUAUUGCUAUAAAACUUUCAGAAGUUAGCACCAUAUAGGCAGCCGCUUAAGGUUGCAAACAGUCACUUUAUCAAAAACAUCAUGCAAAGUUAGUGAAGUCAAGUAAAUUAUAUUUAUAUAGCGCUUUUCUUUAGUAACUCUAAGCGCUUUUACAUAGUAAAACCCAAUAUUUAAUCUACAUGCCUCACAAUACCAAUGUCCUGAGUAGUCCUGAGUUCAAUUCCGGGCUCGGGAUCUUUCUGUGUGGAGUUUCCAUGUUCCCCGUGGUUGCGUGGGUUCCCUCCAAGUACUCCAGCUUCCUCCCACCUCCAAAGACAUGCACCUGGGGAUAGGUUGAUUGGCAACACUAAAUUGGCCCUAGUGUGUGAAUGUGAGUGUGAAUGUUGUCCGUCUAUCUGUAUUGGCCCUGCGAUGAGAUGGAGACUUGUCCAGGGUGUACGCCGCCUUCUGCCCGAAUGCAGCUGAGAUAGGCUCCAACACCCCCCGCAAGCUCCAAAAGGGACAAGCGGUAGAAAAUGGAUGGAUGAACAUUUUAAACCAGUGUGGGUGGCACUGGGAGCAGGUGGGUAAAGUGUCUUACCCAAGGACGCAAUGGCAGUGACUAGGAUGGCGGAAGCGGGGAUCGAACCUGGAAUCCACUUAAGUUGCUGGCACGGCCACUCUACCCACCAAACUAUACCGCACCAGGUUAGCUUAUUCACUGAAGAAAGACAAACUUAGAGUGCCAAAGUCGGUAGCGAACUGACGCCAGGCUUUAUUUUAAGUAGUGUGGCAUCGCUAUAAUCUAGUGGCGUAAGAGACCGUAAUAUUGGUGCGUCUCAUUAAACUCGGAAGUUGGAAGUCGGAGUUGCAAAUGACAUAACGGCUAAGUUGGUAGUAUUCCAGUUACAAGGUCAGAAAUCACGAUGGCCACAUCCACAAAAGCUAUUUUUGCGCUUGCCUUGUCUGAAAAUAAACAAUAUUUGUGAAAAUAUACACUUUAGUUUACACUCCAGUAAUGUUACCGUUAACUUUACAUACAUUUAUAAAGAACAUAAUGUCCUGGCUGUCUUGAAUUUCCGAUAAUUUCUACAACUCUUAUUUUUUUUUGUGAUAGAGUGAUUGGAGCACAUACUUGUUGGUCACAAAAAAACAUUCAUGAAGUUUGGUUCUUUGAUGAAUUUAUUAUGGGUCUACUGAAAAUGUGACCAUAUCUGCUGGGUCAAAAGUAUACAUACAGCAAUGUUAAUAUCUGGUUACAUGUCCCUUGGCAAGUUUCCCUGUGGAUGGCUACCUAAAGCGCCUUAUUGCAGGGAAACUUCCCAAGGAACCAAACUUCAUGAAUGUUUUUUAUGAUCAACAAGUAUGUGCUCCAAUCACUCCAUCACAAAAAAACAAGAGUUAUAGAAAUGAUUGGAAACUCAAGACAGCCACGACAUUAUGUUCUUUAUAAGUGUAUGUACCUAAUUUUUCGGACUCUAAGUCGCAGUUUUUUUCAUAGUUUGACUUACACUGAGGAGCGACUUAUGUGUGAAAUCAUUAACACAUUACCGUAAAAUAUCAAAUAAUAUUAAUUAGCUUAUUCACGUAAGAGACUAGACGUAUAAGAGUUCAUGGGAUUUAGCAAUUAGGAGUGACAGAUUGUUUGGUAAACGUAUAGCAUGUUCUAUAUGUUAUAGUUAUUUGAAUGACUCUUACCAUAAUAUGUUACGUUAACAUACCAGGCACCUUCUCAGUUGGUUAUUUAUGCGUCAUAUAACGUACACUUAUUCAGCCUGUUGUUCACGAUCCUUUAUUUAUUUUAAAUUGCCUUUCAAAGGUCUAUUCUUGGUGUUGGAUUUUAUCAAAUAAAUUUCCCCCAAAAAUGCGACUUUUACUCCAGUGCGACUUAUAUAUUAUUUUUUUCCUUCUUUAUUAUGCAUUUUCGGCAGGUGCGACUUAUAUUCUGGAGCGACUUAUACUCCGAAAAAUACGGUGAAUUUUGAUCGGGACUGUAUGUGACGGAUUUAGUGCGACAAAAACAAAUCAAAAUUGCUAAUAAUUGAAAUCAUAGAAAUGUAUAUCAUUGUUUACAUCCAGAGCAGCCAUCUUUGAAACCAAAUUGGGGUUGGUGACAACCCGACUUUCCGAGACCGAAAUCCGACUUCGAGGGGCGUUCCAGUCGAAAUUACGACUAUGAACUCGAAAAAAUUUCGACCUCCCAGUACCAAUAGAACGCACCGUAUGACGUCAUUUAACCUGGAACUUUCAAACCGAUUGUUUAAGUACAUCUUCUUCCAAAAGUGGAGUAAACAAAUGAUGACCAUGAAACCUUAAGUUUCAUGGUCAUAAAUAGUUUCUAAGGACACAAAUUACUCUAUUUAAAAUUACAUUUUACAUUCCAAGUGUUAUAUUAGUAACACAUUAAAAUGAGUGACGACGGCUAAAGCAACUGGACAGCCAUUCGGGCUAACCGGUCAUGUUAGUUGUCACUUAGCUAUUUGCACUUUCUUUAAACCUCUCAUUCAGUACGAUUCUGCUAUUAGAUUAGGUAUGAGAAACAAUUUUUAUAAAGCCAAAGAAAAAGCAAAACACUUCAAUCUUUUGGUGCCUCUAAGUUUUAGGCUGAGUUUCAGAUCCGAAUUACACUGGCCUUUGUGAUUUGAGAUUUGACUUUUGAGGUUCCACUGUGUAUCACAAAAAUCCAAAUCAGGUUCAAGACUCCAGGAGAGAUUUCAGGUUUGCAUGGAACCGUCAUUCCAAAGUUUGGUUUGUAAGGACUCAGGUUGUGUCAAUGGCGUGUGUGGACGUUCAAUAGGUGUUGAUUUAUCUGAGACAUUUAGAUGAUGUGAACACCCCAAAGUGAUGUGUAGAGAUUAAAAAGAAAAAUACGCAUGCAUUAUGACUUGAUAAUCUUAAAGCGGGAACGGGCUGGGAGGGGGGACGACAAAGUCUUGGCAUAGCCUCCUCUUCCGCCAUUGUUUGUCAUGAAUCCUUGAAAAAAAACAAGAAAAAAAAAAAAACGACGACCACUGUGCUGUGUUUUGUAGAGCAGAAACGUCUUCCUCCCAGAGGCUAAUGGCAACGCACCGCGGUGUGUAAAGGUAGCUUGUCUUUUUUUUUUUUGGUCUAUUUUAUUUCCAGUUGUAAGACGGCGUCGUCCAUGCAGCAUCCCAACUGGCCCCGAAAAAAUGAUGUCAAUCAAGCGUUUAUGAGGCGAUCCCAGUGUCCACCAAGGGUGAGAUGGAUGUUUAUUGGUUAAUUGAUUGAUCGACGACCUCAUCCUUGUUUAUUUUCCAAGUGACUUCCUUGCAGGCCCUGCUGGUCCAGGGUGUCCUGUAGCUCGGGUAGCUUAUUAUUUUAAUUUUUUUUUUGCAUUCCUGUCAUAUUGCAAGUUGGAAGGCUCUAGAAGUCUAUGCUGGCAUUACAGGGUCUAUCUUCAAAAAAUGUGGUCUACAACAUGUUCAGGUCAAAUUUGUGCAUGCACAAUUAUGUUUUUUUUUCCCACCCAUUUUAAUGUAGAUAACAUUGUUUUUAAUCACUUUAAAUACCUAAAAUGUCUGUUUAUUGUCAUGCAAACUGUCAUAAAAUGUAUGCUCUACAUGCUAAACUAUGUUAAAAGUUCUCUUUGGGGUGUUUCCUGCUCUCAAACAAGCAAAAUUAAUUUUCUUUACCCGCCUGUUUGUGUGUAAUGUUUCUGGUUUGUUCACUUUGACGACACUGUAUGCAAUCUGCACCAGGAAUGCCACCGAUUGACACUUACUGUAAUGCGCCAUAUGUCGCAGAUAUUUGGGACUGUGUGUCGUGGCCCUAAUAAUGGCUUCUAAAAAAUGAGGUUUAUUUUACAUAAUAAUGAGCCCGGAGAAAUCCCAUUAUUCUAGAUAUUUAAAUGACGCACAUUAUCAGACACCGCACAUGGGAUUUUGCAGGCCGACGUCAUGCAUUCUCACAGGUUUUCCAAAGAUAGGAGAUGUAUGUUCACUAGUGUAGCGAGCCACUGCACUGCGGUCUUGGCGGGAGAGCGGAUGCAAAGACGAGGUGGUCACUGGGGGAUCUGGGUGUGACUUAAGCCGGAUUUUUAUUUUUUGAAAUGUCCUAACACAUCGAGAACUGUACAAAGUAUAUUUCAACGGAAUGUUCAUUACCUAUCUUUUUAUAUUUUGAACAGAGAGAGAGAGAGAGAGAGAGAGAGGGGAAAAAAUAGAAACAUAUCAAUUAAAGUGUCAUAAUUUAACACAUUUCUACUACUGAGACUUAAAAAUGUAUGAAUGUUAUCGCGAACUAAUGUGAAACCAAUCUCCAUUGCAGCUUGAAUGAAAUACCUGGUUAAAAGUCAUCUGAUGCUUUUCUUGUUUUUUCAGAGAAAAUUGCUUCGAAUCAUUGAGAUGAACUUAAAAUAAAUGGGGAAUAUUUACAAUAA
Molecule: messenger RNA, 12200 nt
Organism: Nerophis ophidion (straightnose pipefish)
Lineage: Eukaryota; Metazoa; Chordata; Actinopteri; Syngnathiformes; Syngnathidae
Product: potassium voltage-gated channel subfamily C member 1-like
Exons: 13
Coding region: 948-4178 (1076 amino acids)
Biological process (GO): rRNA processing; protein homooligomerization; potassium ion transmembrane transport
Cellular component (GO): axon; voltage-gated potassium channel complex; neuronal cell body membrane
Molecular function (GO): delayed rectifier potassium channel activity; nucleic acid binding; protein binding
Source: RefSeq, a predicted model, not a curated record